CUGAUGAGGGCGACUGGUCGGAGUUCGCCAUGGGCAGUGACGAGCAGGCCGCGCUGUGUGGCCCGGCGCACGCGUGCGAACCGAGUCCGAGCUGGGCUGUCGGCUCUGGCGCUCGUCCCUCCCCUUCUCAACGCCCCCAGCAGCAUCUUCCUCCCUCUCCCCAUCAUCCCCCCCUCCGCCGUCGUCCCCUCCUCCUGCGAACCCGUUACCCCGAAGAGCGCCUACCCUGGACUCCGACGACGACGACGACAUGCUCAACGGCCACGACGACGACCCCAUGGCGUCGGGCGCCCUCUCCCCCGCCCCGCUCAGCAAUAGCGAUGAUAGCGACAACACGAUGCAGGUCGACUCGGAUGUCGAUGUGACCCGCAAUCCUGACGCCGACGCGGACGGCGAGUACGACGAGGAGGAGGCUGAUAGUGUUCCCCACGCCAGUGGCGCCCCCUCCUCCUACCAUUCCAAGCGCGUGGUGAGGGAUGAGGACGAGUCGGGGUACGAAGACGAACCAGAAGAGCCGAACGAUGACGACGAAGAUGCCUCGUAUGCAGACGAGGAAUAUGGUGUGCCGAAGAAGAAACCACCAAAGAAGAAGAAAGGAGCUUCGAAGCCCAAAGUCAUUCCUCGACAAGCCGUCCCCGACUCUGACUCCGAUUCCGACUACGGCGCGCGCUCGAAGAAAAAGAAGAAGACGCGAAACGCGGGCGAUGAACUUCGCGUCUCGAGUCGAGGAGUGAGGAUCCCCAACUACGUCGACGAUGUGCAAGAUUUCGAGCAGUUUGACGACGAAGCGGAUGCCGUUACGUACACAGAAACCGCCGCUCCAAUGAAGGAAGAGGACGAAAUAGAAAACGUACUCGGACACUGUAGGGAUGAGGGACACGAGAACGACCCGGAGGAUGACUGGUACACGAAUAUUCGUUUCCACAUCAAAUGGAAGAACUUCUCCCACCUGCACAAUACGGACGAAGUGUAUGAGUUCCUGAAGCGAUUCAAGGGCCUCAAACGCGUCGACAACUACAUCAAGGCAUUCAAGAUGGACCAGGAAAUCCUUGCCGCCAGGAACCUAUCGCCAGAAGAGAGGGAAACUAUCCUGCUCCGACGAGAACGCGAUAAGGAGGAGCUUGAACUGCACAAGACGGUCGAACGCGUCAUCGCACAGCGCGAGAACGAGACAGGGCAGGUCGAAUACUUCUGCAAGUGGAACGGACUGAAUUACGAUCACUGCACAUGGGAAGUCCAGGAUGACAUCCGACCUAUCGCGAAGGAGCAGAUCGACGCGUUCCGACAGCGGGAAGCGGAAGCCAAAUUCCCGUUCAAGAGUGCAGUGUACCCGCGAUACUCUCGCCCGCCGUUCGAGAAGAUCAAAGAGGACCCGUCGUAUCUUACCGACACCGGUGGUGAACUCAAAGACUUCCAGCUCACUGGCUUGAACUGGCUAGCGUAUCUAUGGAGCAAGGGCGAGAACGGCAUCCUUGCGGACGAGAUGGGUUUGGGGAAGACUGUCCAGUCUGUUUCUUUCCUGUCAUAUCUGUUCCAUGAACGGCGACAGUAUGGUCCGUUCCUCGUGAUCGUCCCUCUGUCUACGAUCACCGCCUGGCAGUCGCAAUUCGCGACAUGGGCGCCAGAUCUGCAUGUGGUCACAUAUAUCGGCAGCGCCGCCGCUCGUGCGGUCGCACGCAAAUACGAGUUUGGGCCAUCCUCCAAGAAGCUCAAGAUGAACGUCUUGCUGACCACCUACGAGAUCACGCUCCGGGACGUGAAGGAGUUAGGCGAGAUCAAGUGGCAGAUGCUCAUGGUGGAUGAGGCACAUCGCCUCAAGAACUCGGAAAGUCAGCUUUAUGAGGCUCUCCGUGGGUUCUCGGCUGCAUCCAAGGUGCUCAUUACAGGAACACCGCUCCAGAACAACGUCAAGGAACUUCUCUCAUUAAUGCAUUUUCUCAUGCCGGAGAAGUUCCUACUAACGAACGAGUUCGACCUCACGGACGCGGAUCAUGAAGUGAAGAUCAAGGAGUUGCACAAGCAGCUCGAGUCCCUUAUGCUGCGUCGUCUGAAGCGCGACGUCUUGACCUCGCUACCGACCAAGAGCGAGCGGAUUCUUCGCGUGGAAAUGAGUGCCAUGCAGACUCAUUUCUACAAGAACAUUCUCACGAAGAACUUCCAAGCCCUGGUCAAGAGCGCCAAUGGCAACAACAACAUCAGUUUGUUGAACAUCGCCAUGGAGCUGAAGAAGGCCGCGAACCACCCUUUCCUCUUUGAGGGGGCGGAGACACGCUCCAACAAUGACGAGGAGGUUCUCAAGGGCCUUGUGAUGAGCAGCGGCAAGAUGGUCCUCCUCGACAAGCUGCUUCACCGCCUACGCGCCGAUAAUCACCGCGUCCUCAUCUUCAGUCAGAUGGUCCGGAUGCUCGAUAUCAUGAGCGACUACAUGACGUUGCGCGGCUAUCAGCACCAACGCCUCGACGGGACCGUCGCAUCGGAGCAGCGGAAGAAAUCGAUUCAGCACUUCAAUGCGCCCGGGUCGCCCGACUUCGCGUUCCUUCUCUCCACGCGUGCCGGUGGGUUGGGUAUCAACCUCGAGACCGCCGAUACGGUCAUCAUCUUCGACAGUGACUGGAACCCCCAGAACGACCUGCAGGCGAUGGCACGUGCACACCGUAUUGGCCAGAAGUCGCAUGUCAGCGUCUACCGGUUUGUGAGCAAGGACACUAUGGAGGAGGACAUUCUAGAGCGGGCGAAGAAGAAAAUGGUCCUCGAGUAUGCCAUCAUCAACCAGAUGGACACGUCGCAGGCGCACCUCAGCUCGAAGGGGGGUGGCUCUAAGGACCCCUCGAAAGCCGAUACGUUGAGCAAGGACGAGCUCCACGCGGUCCUCAAAUACGGGGCGCAGAAGAUCUUCGACAAGGAUGACAGCCAGCAGAACAAGAAACUUGACGAGAUGGACCUCGACGAUAUCCUCAAUCGUGCUGAGCAGCACGAGACGGUCGCAGCCCAGAACGAGGGCGCGUCGCUCGGCGGCGAGGGCUUUCUCGAGCAAUUCGCCAAUAUAGCCGACGUCAAGAACGACAUGAACUGGGAGGACAUUAUUCCCGUCGAAGAGCGUCAACGGUUUGAGCGCGAUGAGGAUCAGCGCAAGGCCGAGGAGAUUGCUGCGGCGGAGACAAAGGACAGGAAACGGUCCCACGCACCCGUGUCCUAUGAAGGUAUGGACGUCGAGCACACCUCCUCGGCACCCCCCGCGAAGAAGCCUCGUCAUCCUGCACCUCAACGGAAGACACCUAGCCAGAAGGCUAUGGAGCUCAAGGAGCGCGACGUUCGUGUACUCGUUCGGAGCUUGCAGAAGUGGGGUGACAUCAGGCAACGAUAUGACACCAUCGUUACCGAGGCCAAGCUCACCGAGAAGAACCGUGGCAUGAUCCAGGAUGUCGCGGACGACAUCAUUGAACUCUGUGCCCGCGCCGUCGAGGAGAACAAUAACGAGAAGCGGGCACGUCUCGAGGCCGGCGAGACCCUCACCAACGCGCAGAAGAGCAAGGCCGUCCUCGUCACGUAUAGGAACGUCAAUAACAUCAACGCUGAGACUGUCCUCUCAAGGCAUCGUGACCUGCAGAUCCUCUUCAAGUACCUCGAUCCACUCAGCGAAGACGAGCGGUACGACUGGACGAUUCCUAUCGAGAACAUCCGUCCGACGCUCAAUUGGUCAGGACGUUGGGGUCCUCAGGAAGACGCGAUGCUCCUUGUCGGCGCGUACAAGUAUGGGUUCGGCAAUUGGGAAGCCAUGGCCAAGGAUCCUCGUCUAGGUCUUGAGGGCAAGUUCUUCCUUGAGGAGGGAAAGAAAGGUGAGGACGCGGCGAGCAAACCCAUCCCCAAUGCUAUCCACCUCGUCCGGAGAGGAGACUAUCUGCUGGGCAUCCUUCGAGAGCACGACGAGAAGAUUCGUGCGAUCGAGUCCACGCUCACUAGGCGAGGCCAGAAGGUGUCAAUGUCGCCACCGCCGCCUGUCGCGUCAACGUCGUACGCGGCCACCGUCAGGAAGCGGGCGGAGAGUGAGGCUGUGGCCUCAGUGGAUGAGGGUGCGAACAAGAAGCGGAAGCGGAGACCAACACCCACCUUCACCGACUCUUCUUCGUCCGACGAGUGCCCAUCGAUGGAUGAGGCGGCUACGAAGGAGGAGUUGCGGCCUGUCAAGAAGCAGCUGAAAAACCUCAAGCUCUCUGGUGGUGACAUGCCUCGGGAAGACAAGGUUGCGAUUCUCAAGGAAUCGUUGGCUGCUAUCGGAAAACGCAUAGAGGUUGUAUUGCAGGCGAAGGCGGCUGCGGGCGAGGAUCGCGACAGAUGGCGACGACACCUCUGGACAUUCGUGACGCUCUUCUGGCCCAAGAAAGUCAAAGCGGGGAAGCUCGAGGAAAUCCAUGCGAAGAUGGUCAUGAAGGAGGGCGCACCGAGGGCUUCCUCCAGUGAUGGCACCUCGGCGGCGAAGAAGCCCAGGCUAAGCGUGGGUGCAUCCAGUCGAGCAGGUGGGCCCGCCGCUCCAUCCGCGUCCACGAGUUCUUCGCAUACAAACGGGAAGUACCGGUGACAUUCGAUCUUCCCGCUCUGUAUCGUCCGCUACCUCCGAGAUCUUCGCUCCCCUAUCUCAUGCCUCUAUUGUCAUCCACUGUAUCGCUGCACAACCCCGGUCUUCACAUUCAUGCUGUACUUUUGCGACCAACAUACCUCUACAUACGAACUCUACCCUCCGCUUAGUCUGGCUUGUUUAUCCAUCAGUGUCACCCCGUACGUUAGCUACAUGCUCCAUCCCGACUCUAUCUCGUUCUAUUUGCUGUCAGUCAAGGAUUCUCCAUGUUUUCGUAGUAGCAUAUACAGCGCGCAAUCAUCACAACGAAUUAUGUGUAACAUCGUGUCAUCAUCG
This is a messenger RNA of Dichomitus squalens LYAD-421 SS1, 4909 nucleotides long. RefSeq lists its product as uncharacterized. The record is from RefSeq and is a predicted model, not a curated record. Gene Ontology annotation, molecular function: ATP-dependent chromatin remodeler activity; ATP hydrolysis activity; ATP binding. Gene Ontology annotation, cellular component: nucleus; chromatin. NCBI's taxonomy places the organism in Eukaryota, Fungi, Basidiomycota, Agaricomycetes, Polyporales, Polyporaceae. Gene Ontology annotation, biological process: regulation of transcription by RNA polymerase II; nucleosome organization. The transcript has 18 exons. The coding region runs from base 251 to 4576 and encodes 1441 amino acids.